AUGGGGGAUUUGGAGGAUUCCAAACAAUUUUUUAGGAAAUAUGGAGAUGAUCUUUUGAAUCCAGUAUUUCUUAAGCUUCCAACUGGUUCAGAGUGGAAAAUAGAACUCAGAAUAUGGGAGGGUGACGUCUGGUUCGGCGAGGGUUGGCCAAAUUUCUCGAAGUUUUACUCUCUAGACUGCUGUCAUUCGUUAGUUUUCGGAUAUGAAGGGAAUUCAACAUUCCGCGUUCGUGUAUUUGACAAGGAUUUCACAGAGAUCAACUAUCCAUUGACAAUGCCCGAGAUGGAAGAAACCGAUGAAGGUGAUGAUUCCCACAAAAGUUCUUGGGAUGAUGAUGACGACUCUGAUUGUGUUGAAGUCUUGGACAACAUCAUAUCCCGCUCAAGAAAAACAAGGGACAAAUCUCCAUUGUCAUGUCCUCGGCCUCAUAUGAAGCACAGAACAGGUUCAACUGCUGAGUUUGCAUCCAAAAGACACGGUGAAGGCACGUCCAGCACUCCAAAACGUGCUCAAACAGUUCUUGGGAGGAUGCAUGCAUCGAAAGCAAGAGGAAAAGCUGUUGUAGCUCUUCGGAGAGCUACAGCUUUCAAAUCUGACAACCCUUCUUUCAUAGUUCCCAUGAAGCGCACUUAUAUCAAUGGACAUUCUGUGGUAAGUUCUCUAUAG
Molecule: messenger RNA, 666 nt
Organism: Pyrus x bretschneideri (Chinese white pear)
Lineage: Eukaryota; Viridiplantae; Streptophyta; Magnoliopsida; Rosales; Rosaceae
Product: B3 domain-containing protein At1g49475-like
Exons: 3
Coding region: 1-666 (221 amino acids)
Molecular function (GO): DNA binding
Source: RefSeq, a predicted model, not a curated record